Aspergillus wentii DTO 134E9 is the source of this 1221-nucleotide messenger RNA. Its product is annotated as SPFH domain-containing protein. Bases 1 to 1221 code for a protein of 406 amino acids. The record is from RefSeq and is a predicted model, not a curated record. Gene Ontology annotation, cellular component: membrane. The transcript has 2 exons. Lineage: Eukaryota; Fungi; Ascomycota; Eurotiomycetes; Eurotiales; Aspergillaceae.
AUGGACGUGGCCUCCAGACACACAUCGAGGCUACUCCAGUCUUCAACCACCACCCCCAACCUGCUCCUCCUCCAGAACCGCCUCUCCGGCUCCAGCAUAGCAACCGCAACUUCCCUGAACCGCAUCUCCCGGAGAACCCUCACAACUUCCCCCCGCAGACUCGCUCCAGAAACCUCCGUUCUGAGCCUCGCAGCCGCCAACCCGUCACAUGGCGGUGGCCCUCCCACCUACUUUACGAAUCGCACCUCACUCCCCGCCAAUACCAUCAUCCGGUUCGUACCGCAGCAGACGGCAUGGAUUGUCGAGCGGAUGGGCAAGUUCCACCGGAUUCUGGAACCGGGUCUGGCGCUUCUGAUUCCGUUUUUGGAUCGGAUUGCGUAUGUUAAGAGUUUGAAGGAGUCGGCUGUGGAGAUUCCCAGUCAGUCUGCUAUUACCUCGGAUAAUGUUACGUUGGAGCUGGAUGGUGUGCUGUAUACGAGGGUUUUUGAUGCGUAUAAGGCGAGUUACGGAGUCGAAGAUGCAGAAUAUGCCAUCACCCAACUUGCACAGACGACAAUGCGGUCCGAGAUUGGUCAGCUUACGUUGGAUAAUGUUCUGAAGGAACGUACGACGUUAAAUACCAAAAUCACCCAGGCUAUCAAUGAGGCAGCGCAAGCAUGGGGCGUCACCUGUCUACGGUAUGAGAUUCGGGAUUUCCACCCUCCGGAGGGUGUUGUCGAGGCCAUGCAUCGCCAGGUUACCGCAGAGCGUGCGAAGCGCGCGGAGAUCCUCGAGUCAGAAGGUCAGCAACAAAAGGCGAUCAACCUUGCGGGUGGUGAGGCUGAGGCUAUCCGAUUGAGGGCCCAGGCUAGUGCACAAGGAAUCGCAGCUGUCGCCAAGGCCAUUGAGGAUGGUAAAGAAAAUGCUCAUAGCGCCAUGAGCCUUAGCGUUGCAGAGAAGUACGUCGACGCUUGGUCGAAACUCGCGCGCGAGGGUACCGCCGUUGUGGUGCCUGGAAAUGUUGGUGACCUUGGUGGAAUGAUUGCCAAUGCCAUGGCUGUGUACGGCAAGGUCAGUGAGGGCCAGGCAAAGUCCGUCGCGGCCAAGGCUCUCGGAGUGCAGGAGACUUCUGGCGACAAGUCCGAGAAGAGUUCGGAACAAAUAAAGACUGAGCUCGAAGAUUUGGCCGAGGCCGCACAGGAUUGGGAGCCGGCUGCUCAAGCCGGCCAGGAGAAGAGGUGA